AUGCGUAUAGCGAGUGCUUUUGCCAUUGUGCUCGGUUGCCUCAUAGUUGGUGGCUUCGGUUAUCCCAAACAGCCAACAUUUUCCUCAUGUCAGUCAUCUGUGUGCCAUUCUGGUGCAAAUACUGGCUACGGUUGUCUAGGUGGCAUCUGCGACUACACGUGUUCCGAGUCAUCGUGUCACGGUUUCGGCAACGCAGUCUUUCCACACAAGGGAAUGCAGGAGACGUGGGGUAGUGGAGCACUGGGUAAGCAUGGCUGCUAUGGUGGAAACUGCGGCUACUGGAGUGGAUGCAAUGAUGGCAAGUGCAGUGACUUCUACGACUUCCAGCAGUGUCAACAUGUUGAAUGCGUCGAUGGAUCGUUCCAUGGCUAUGGUUGCAGCACUGGUGGCAACUGCCGAGUUGUCUGCUUCAUUGAUGUUUGCCAUUCCGUUGACAAUUAUGGUAAGGUGUACCAACCCACGAUGGCCACACAACAGGCACUGGGGUAUGAAGGUGAGGUCGUUCUGCCAAUCAAUUUCGCCGGCACGAGCGUUGCUGCUUAUGCUGAACAUCCGAAAGAAGAAAAUUUGGACCAAUUGAAAGCAGUGGCAAACCAUAUCACUGAUCAUCUGUCCAAUCUUGAUGCCAGGCAGCUGCAACUCUUCAUUGAGUCAACGUCAAACAUUGAUGAAGUGAUUACCUGCCUCGGUAAUGACAUGAUUGAAGUUAUCAUCUCCAAGGUACCAAAUAUCAAUGACCUGCUGCCGAAAUUGAAGCCCACGACGAUUGGCAAAAUUGCUUCCAACUUGUGCGCCGAAAUACUUAGAACCGUGGAGGUGAAACCACAUGGCAUGUGCGAUGGAACGCAUGGAAUGUGCGAUGGAUAUGGCUAUGGUUGGCAAGAGAUGGGCGACAGAGAGGACAAUGCAGCUCCAACGAUGAUAAGUGGUGUGCAAAGCUACGACCUUCCUGCGUAUCCGAUUGUGGACAGUGGGCAAGGCCAUUACUCUGACCCGAUGAUGACACGCAUGUCACACUAUUAUCACCCUGUGGAUUCACAGUCUCAAGUGUCAAGCACUCCCACUUCCGUGUCCACCCUCGAUCCACGUGCUCUCCAAUCAAUCCUCAUAAACAUGACCAACCUCAAUCAACUUCUAAUGUCAGUGGAUCCAACGCUUCUUCAAUCUGCUCUGAAAAGCGUGUCAGGAAUCGGUCAUGUAUUUUCUGCCAUAAACCCAUAUGCAUUGCAAUCGAUGCUGGGACGCCUUCCACACCUCAACCAUGUACUGGCACACGCGGAACCAAACCUCCUCCAAUCCCUAUUAGCUGAGAUACCUAACAUCCAUGCUGUUUUGCAUGGUGUCAAUCCACACAUUACUCAAUCCAUGUUGCCUGAUAUGCCCAAGCAGUUGCCCGUAGUGGUGGAGCAUGAUGCUACGAAGGCAGGACUUGCUACUGAGGUGCCUAAUCCACCAGGUCUAAUGGAUCCCACGGUUGCGCAUGCAAUUUUCUCAACCCUGCCAAAUAUUCCCCCUCAGUACGCCAACGCUUUGUUCAAUAUGGAGCCUCGCUUUGUUCAAUACAUAAUGCAGAACCACCACAACCUCCACAGUCUUGUAGACAAUAUGGACGCCCAGACACUACAGUACGUAGCUGCGCAUGUUCCUCAAUUUGGCACAAUUCUCUCCAAGCUGCAUCCCAACACAUUGGAAGUUGUUCUCGACAAACUACUCAACACCGCAAAACACUUAACAGACACGGACUCCGAAGCAGUACGAGCUAUUAUGUCAAAAUUGCCCGCCUUUGCUAAAUACGCACAUCUACUGCCAACUCUGACUACUCCGUCAAAGGUGCCAUCACACUUACCUGAGAUAGGCAAGGAGAGUAAGGAGGAGGAGAAGAUACCAAUGGCAACUGCAACCCCGGCGCCUAUCAUCGCAAAUGAGGAGCCUGGAAUGGUGAGGUCGAAUAUACAGCUGAUUGAUAAGCUGUUGCAGUUGGUGGAUCCGAGGAAACUGGCUGCUCUGCGUGUAUUAAUGCCCGAUUUGCCACAAAUCCUGAACGACUUGGGUACAAAUCAGUGUGAUGUAUCCGUUUUUACGUCGAUGACGUGGAGUGCUAUUCGAGACACUACUACUGCUGACGGACAGCCAACACCCUCCAACACUAGCAAUCACGAAACAUCUUGA
Molecule: messenger RNA, 2169 nt
Organism: Echinococcus granulosus
Lineage: Eukaryota; Metazoa; Platyhelminthes; Cestoda; Cyclophyllidea; Taeniidae
Exons: 2
Coding region: 1-2169 (722 amino acids)
Source: RefSeq, a predicted model, not a curated record